This is a messenger RNA of Alosa sapidissima (American shad), 6387 nucleotides long. It is a transcript of the gene kif20ba, whose product is annotated as kinesin family member 20Ba. NCBI's taxonomy places the organism in Eukaryota, Metazoa, Chordata, Actinopteri, Clupeiformes, Clupeidae. The record is from RefSeq and is a predicted model, not a curated record. The transcript is spliced from 35 exons. Gene Ontology annotation, molecular function: microtubule binding; plus-end-directed microtubule motor activity; ATP binding. Gene Ontology annotation, cellular component: nucleus; spindle microtubule. Bases 119 to 5812 code for a protein of 1897 amino acids. Gene Ontology annotation, biological process: mitotic spindle assembly; microtubule-based movement.
CUCCCGUCAACCAUUGGUGGAAUUCAAAAACAGGACCGCAGUUUGAUUCGACUUGCAUGACAGAAUACGGAAUGUUUGGGAUUUUCUGGCGAGACGCUAAAUUUCCCUUCGCAGAAAAAUGGAUACUUGUAUGAACACUAAAAUGGAGAGGUUGGAGUCAGAAGAUGUUGCUGAUUUGAGGAAAGACUUGCUGUCGGAAUUUUCAGUUAUGUCUGACGGCCAGAACUCCACAACUGAAGCAAAGGAGCAUUUGAAGGUGUACCUUCGAAUAAGACCAUUUACCUCGUUCGAGACAGAAAAUGGCGAGUCACAAGAUUGCGUGGCCAUAGAAACGCCCGAUACUGUCCUUCUGAAGGCACCAACCAUGUCGCUAUCCUCUCGACUGAGUGACAAAUCAGCAUCACAGACGGCACAGCGGUUUCAGUUUUCGCAGGUCUAUGGUCCUGACACAACACAGAAGGAGAUGUUUGAUGGAACAGUGAAGACUCUUGUCAAGGAUGUGCUGGAAGGAGGGAAUUCUUUGGUCUUCACAUAUGGAGUCACAAACGCAGGAAAGACGUACACUUUUUUAGGUCCAGAAACAAAUGCAGGAAUCCUGCCACGGUCUUUGAACGUCAUCUUCAGCAGCAUCGAAGGCCACAUCUACACGCAGAUGAAUCUGAAACCCCAGAGGUGUCGAGAGUUCAUCAGGCUCGCCGCGGACCAACAAAGCGAAGAGGCCACCAUGAAACGGAGCCUCUUUAGACUUCUCAAAGAGUCUGAUGCAAGGAACACAAGCAGCCAAUCAAACUCCAGGAUAAAUCCGGAAGGCUCCACGCUGAGUGAACUAGAUGGCUCCCUGAUGGAGGACGGUUUCAACCUGGACCUGGAGGAGCACACCAAGUUCUCUGUCUGGGUGUCCUUCUGUGAGAUCUACAACGAGAACAUCCACGACCUGCUGGAGCCUGUGCCGACCGGGGCCGCAAGGAGACCUGCCCUCAGGCUUUCCCAGGAUGUCAAGGGGAACUUAUUUGUCAAAGAUUUGCGGUGGGUGCAGGUAAACAGUGCUGAGGAAGCUUAUAAAAUCAUGAAAGUGGGCAAGAAGAACCAAAGCUUCUCCAGUACUAAACUCAACCAGCUGUCAAGCAGAAGCCAUAGCAUCUUUUCCAUCCGAGUCAUGCGCAUUGAUGACGUUGGGCUUCCUAGAGUCAAAACGGUUAGCGAGUUGUCCUUGUGCGACCUGGCUGGCUCGGAAAGGUGUGCCAAAACUCAGAAUGUAGGCGAUCGCUUGAAAGAGGCAGGAAACAUCAACACCUCAUUGCUCACUCUGGGGAAAUGUAUAAACAUACUGCGGCACAACCAGCAAGCUAAGGUGCCCCAACUUGUGCCCUUUCGAGAGAGCAAGCUCACACAUUACCUCCAGAGCUACUUCAUGGGACGAGGCAAAGCCUGCAUGAUUGUCAACGUCAACCAGUGCGCCUCAGUGUAUGACGAGACGCUCAACGUGCUCAAGUUCUCUGCUGUUGCACAGAAGGUGGUGGUCCUGAGCACCAAGACGAUUCCAGUCGUGGAGGUAGGCAAGAAGGGCGCGAGGAAGGUGUCGUUCAUCAUCAACAACGCUGAGCACCGGAAUCUGGAGCGGAAGCUGCGCAGGAGCUCGCUGGUGCAGUGGGACUCCAGCCUGGAGGAUGUGCAGGAGGAUGAAGAUGACUGGGAGGAAGAGGAGGACGAUUCAGUGACUGAUCUCGUCGAACCAUAUGAAGAGCAGUUGAGACUGGUGGAGGAGCUGAAAGAAGAGCUUCAGAAAGUGAAGUCUGACAACAUGCUGGUGGAGUGUCGUAUCCGUGAGGAGGUCACCAACGACUUCUCUGAGCUUUUCACACAGAUGGAGGCUGACUUCAGUGAACGCUUGGCUAAAGAGAAGGCCAUGAUUGAGGAGAGGUGUGAGAGACGCCUUGAGCUCCUGAAGGAGUUGGUCAAGAAGAACUCCCGCCAUGAUGAAGAUGAGGAUGGUGUUCAGUCAAAUGACGAGCAGUGUCUUGACGAAAUGAUAGACUCUAUGUGCAGUGACGUGGAGAGCAUCAGGAAGGAUGCCGAGGCGGCCCAGUCCUGCCUGGUCAGCCACCCUGCCCCUGCCCCCGCCCCCAUUGCCAUGCUGAGCGACCUUCAGAGGAAGGUCACCGAGCUCACACAGGAGCUCAUUCAAAGCCAGAGCCUUCUCUCCAAGAAAACCUCAGAACUGGACAAGCAACAAAAGCAAUCCAGGGAGGAGCUUGAGGAGACUAAAAAAAAGCUGCAGUCUCAGGAGGUCCGCUGUGAAGAGCAAAUGGCCAUGUGUCACCAGAAGGACUCAAUGGUCAGCAAACUGCAGGCCACUAUUGACAUGCAGACUGAGGCCACCACUAAAGAUAGAGCGCUGAUUGACUCCAUCCGAAAAGAGCUCUUGGAACUGCGGGCCAAAUGCACCUGCACAGGUGCGGGUGGACGGAGCUCUCAGACCGAGACCAGGAAGCGGAGGCAGCAACAGGGGGAGGGGCUGGACGAGCAGCCCCCUCUAAAGAAAGGUGCUGUAGAUGACUGUGACCUCUCAGAGCUCUCUGACCCCUCAGAGGUCAAAGGUCAACCAGAGGUCACGCAGGCGGAGUCUCAGCUGAAGGGUGAGCGGUUAGCUGAGUCAGAGCAGCGGCGGCAGUCUCUUGAGCUGCGUCUGCGAGAUGUCGCCGCCCAGCUGACGGACCGGCAGCGCGCCCACGAUCAGGUUCUGAGAGAGAAGGAGGAACUUGACCGCGAGGUGAACAUCCUUCAAAGCAAAUCAAGGGAACAGGUCAGAACACUAGCCGAACUGGAAGCUGAGGUCAGCACCACCAAGGCGCAGUUGCAAGCGACUCAAGGGCAGGAUGCAGAGGAGCUUGAAAGGACCUGCAAGGAACUGAGUGCUGCCAAAGCACAAAUGGCCACUCAAGAGGCAGAGGUCAGAGAGAAGACUGCCCUUAUCGAGAAGCUCUCACAGGAAGUUCAGCAGCUUAGAGGCAAAGUGGCCGCAGUUACAACAGACUCGUCUCACCUGGACGACAAAGUGAAGCAGAGGCAGGAGAUGGAUGAUAAGGAGGCCUCCCUCUCUUCCAAGGACAAAGAGCUUUGCCAGAGAGAGAAGGAGCUGUCGGAGAGGGAGGCUGAACUCAAAGUCCUACAAGAGCAGUGCCGUGCGCCGGGUCACGACCGACACGCUGAGCUGGAGAAGGCGCUUGGCCUCCGAGAGGCUACACUGUCUCAGAAAGAGCAGGAGCUGGAGGAGAAACUGGCCACCACAGAGGCCCAACUGGCGGAGAAAGAGGAAGCUCUGGAGGAGAAGCUGGCCAUGAAAAGUGCGGAGCAUUCUCAGAGAGAGGAGGCGCGAGAGAGGAGGCUGGCGCUUAGAGAGGCGGAGCUCAGUCAGAGAGAGGAGGCCCUAGAGAGGAAGCUGGCUGACCAAGAGGCCGAGUUGGAGAAGAGGACGGCCCUCAGAGAGGCCGAGUUGGAGAAGAGGACGGCCCUCAGAGAGGCCGAGUUGGAGAAGAGGACGGCCCUCAGAGAGGCCGAGUUUCUGCAGAAGGACGAGGAGCUGCGCAGCACCCUCACCGCCAAGGAAGAGGAGUUAUCCAAGAGAGAGGGGGAGGUGGAGAAGGCCCAGGCCCAUCAGGAGGCCGUAGCCACACAGAGCAAAUCGGAGGCGUCGUCGUCGUCGUCCCAGAAGGAGCUGGCCAGCAGGGAGGCGGAGUUAGCCAGCAAGGAGGCGUUGCUGUCGCAGAAGGAGGAGGAGUUGUCGCGGUUGCAGCGUAGCCUGAAGGAGGCGCAGGAGCGGGCAGAGGAGGCGGAGUCGGCGGCGGUGCAGGAGGCGCGGCGCAAGGAGGUCGAGCGCAGGAGGGAGCUGCUGGCCGUGGCGGAGGAGGCCAUCGCUCAGAAAGACGGCGAGCUGCAGAAACGAGCCCAGGAGAUCAACAGGUUAAAGGAGGAACUGAAAGUGGGCACAGAUAAAGUCCAGAGUCUGGCCCUGGAUCUGCAGAGACGAGAAGACGACUCAUCAGACCUGAAAGAGAAACUGGUCGACUCCAAGAAACAGAUUCAACAGGUCCAGAAGGAGAUCUCAUCCAUGCGGGACGUGGAGAAAUCUCUGCGUCAGAAGGUGCAGGACCUGGAGAAGACCAGAGCCCAGCUUCAGAAGGACCUCAGCAGCCGAGACCGCGCCAUUCACAUGCUCAAGAGUGAACAGUCAGCAGAUAAAUCAGACGAAACCCUUCAGCUGUAUCAGAAAGCCUGCAAAGACCUGCAGGCGCGUGAGCAGGUGAUUGAGGACAUGCGCAUGGUGCUGACAGAGCAGGAGGAGACUCAGAACCAAAUGGACCUGGAGCUGGAGGCCCAGCUGGACCAAAAUCAACAACUCACUCAAGAGGUGGAGAAACUGAAGACUCUGCUGCUGAAGCAGGACAGCAGGAGGGAUGUUGGCAUGACGGGAGAGAUGGACACUCAGGCCAGAGAGGAGCUGGCCCAGGCACAGGAGAACCUAAAGCUGUCCAGUGAGAAGUCCCAGGCGGACCGUAAGAAGUGGCUGGAUGAGAAGAUGGUUCUGAUCCGUCAGGCCAAAGAGGCGGAGGAGAAGAGGAACCAGGAGAUGAGGCGCUUUGCAGACGAACGUGAGCGGCACGCCCGGCAGCAGACGGAGCUGGAGGCCAUGUCGGAGCGUUUGCGGGAACGGGAUCAGGAGAUGGAGCGCUGGCGCAAGGACAGGGACACACUGGUGUCUGCGCUCGAGGUGCAGCUCCGCAAACUCGUCGCCUCCAACAUGGAGAAGGACCAGCAGCUGCAAAGGCUCCAGCGCAGUAACGACUCCCAACCACUAGAGGGCGAGGCGUCUGUCGAGCAGCUGCGGAAGCUCUUGUCUGACAGAGAGGCCGAGAUCCUGCACCUGAAGGACCAGCUGAGGACCAGCACCCAGCCCGGCCACUCUAACCCAGCACCACCACCCCCGCAGCGGGACUCUUCAACACAGACCAACCUAGUGGCAGAGCCAGAGAAGGUGUCGGACAUUUCAACUGGCAAACUGCUGGACAGCAGCACCCUGAGACAACAAAGAGAGAAGAGCAGAGGAUCUGUCAUCAGCCAGAGUUCGUCGGGGGGCUACCCAUCGGUGCUGGAGUCGUCUGAGAUCUCCACGGAGACGGGGCGGCGUUCCCGUUUCCCGCGGCCAGAGCUGGAGAUCUCCUUCAGCCCGCUGCAGCCUGACCGGCUGGCGCUGAGGCGGCAGGGAGACGACGAGGCCGUCACCGUUAAGAUCAAGCGCUCUGCGCGCAAGAGGAAGAGCACCGACAUCGAGAAGUCUUUCAGUUUAAGGAAGAAAAUCGGCAAGAGCAACAAUAAAGCAACACCUCAAACGCCCAAACAAAACACACAGGACGCGGUGGACAGUGAAAACAAGAGGAACACAAGGUCCAGGCUGACACCCAAACUGGCGAUGCACCAGGAGGAGUCUCCUGCCCCAAGCAGUAAAGCCUCCCAUGGAUCUCAGUCCAGUCUCCGAAGUGGAAGAGAGGGCAAGCUGCAGAAGAUUGGAGACUUCCUGCAGAGCUCGCCCACCUUCCUGGGCAGUAAAGCUAAGAAGAUCAUGGGGCUAGUAAGUGGACGGUCUGAUGUGGAUGGAGGCACCUCGUCCAAACGGCCCAAAAAGAAGCUCUACCACCCAGCGAUCUCAGCCCCCAUGGAUAUACCUGCCAACCAGAUCAUUGGACGAGAGACAGAGGAGAGGGAAAGUGACCACCUCGUCAUAAAGAGACGUCUGCGCUCCCGAUUCGGAAAGUGAAGUCCUCCCAAAAGGAAGCCAAUCGAUACGGUUUGGUUUGGUCUGUCAAAACACAUUUAGCUCACUUCCUGCACAGUGAUUUUAAUUUUUUUAACACUUGCACUUUUUUUUACUGUACACAGUGUUUUAUAUAAUGGAAUAUUUUGUAAUUUUUAUUGUGUAUCAUUGUUAUAUAUUGCACAAAUUUUGAUUAUUUAGUCAAUGGUCAAGUACUGUCAUUUUAAAUGACAGUCAAAUACACAUAGAAAGAUACAAACAUAUAGUCUCUGGCCAGUCAUACAGCUGUGGUGAGGGGAGCACAUGUAGGUUCAUGGAAAGUUGUAAAUACUAACAUAGCAUAUUAAGUUUCUUAAGACUCUUUUAUCAAUAGGACAUAUUGUACAAAUUGUAUAUUUGUACCAUAUUUAAUAUAACACCUCCCUAUACUAACAUUAACUUUUCAAACAAUGCAGUGCCUUUAUGUGAUUUGUCAGAAAUCUUGUUUUGAUUGAAUGUAGUCGUCAAUGAUUCUUUCCUAUAGUAAAAUACAAACCAUUUUUUCACAAAAUCACAAAAAUAAACACUUGUGCAUCUUA